AUGCCUCUGACGUCCCUCAUCGAUUUAGAGAUAGGUAGUCUAGCUGGAACGCCGGACGGGGUACUUGAGGUGGCAAAGCGGUUCUACGAGAACCUUUACGCCGAGCCAACUCCGCCCUCGGCCGACUUUCCGUUCGUAAAAAAACGAUCAGCGGCCGCGGCGCGUCGCCAGCUUCCUCUCACCGUCGCGGCCACGACGCGAGGGCUUCCCCUCCUCACCCGAGCGUCGUCUGCCUCUCCCAGCGGGGCUAGCCCAACCUGUCCCCAGCGGAGUGCAAGGCAUCAGGCAGCAGCAGAAGCGCGUCGAGCCGGUCGACGUGUGGCAGCGGCGGGAGUAUCGAGAGCGUGCUGCGUGAAGAUAUUGUUGGGGCGGUGGUGCGCGCGCGAAGCAAGCGGCGGUGCUCGUUGGUGUGUUGACGUGCCAUGUGAUCGGUGCUGCAAUGGCCCCGCGAUUGGAGGACAGGCGCCGCUGCCUGCUGCUGGGCAACUGCCUGGUGGUGGUGUGUCGCCGGUGGGCAGCGACGACGACCAGGAUGAGGCGUCGGCCCAGGACAGGGCAGGCCCGCCCGGCUGGUCCCUAUUCCGCGGUUUCGUCCACGAAAAUGCGCAAUGCUUCUGGAACCAGUGCCUGGUGCAAAGCGUCGCCUGCCUGGAAUAUCGCGGCUACCUGAUCCCUUCGACCAUCUUCGUGUCCGGCAACGAGUACACACUCGAAGUGGUGCGCUCCGCCUGGUCCCGCCGGGUGCUGCGUCCGCCGGUCGGAUACGAGAUACAGAAACUCGAAUGUGUUGGACAUGAGAGGCUCAAUCGCCGUUGCAACCUGUGUGGCCCCAACGGCUAUCGAAGCUCUCUGCUUGUGUAG
Molecule: messenger RNA, 861 nt
Organism: Rhipicephalus microplus (southern cattle tick)
Lineage: Eukaryota; Metazoa; Arthropoda; Arachnida; Ixodida; Ixodidae
Gene: ko
Product: Stork-head domain-containing protein knockout
Biological process (GO): regulation of transcription by RNA polymerase II
Cellular component (GO): cytoplasm; nucleus
Molecular function (GO): RNA polymerase II transcription regulatory region sequence-specific DNA binding
Source: RefSeq, a predicted model, not a curated record